This is a messenger RNA of Castor canadensis (American beaver), 8038 nucleotides long. RefSeq names its product polypeptide N-acetylgalactosaminyltransferase 11 (gene Galnt11). Gene Ontology annotation, molecular function: polypeptide N-acetylgalactosaminyltransferase activity; Notch binding. The record is from RefSeq and is a predicted model, not a curated record. NCBI's taxonomy places the organism in Eukaryota, Metazoa, Chordata, Mammalia, Rodentia, Castoridae. Gene Ontology annotation, cellular component: Golgi apparatus. Gene Ontology annotation, biological process: protein O-linked glycosylation; regulation of Notch signaling pathway.
CCUGGGCUGCGGGCGUCGCGCGCUUUUGCCGGGGGCCGAGCGUUCAAGUCCUUGAAGAAAACAAACACUGCCCGGAAACGACAGGAAACGUUUCGAACUCAGGCGGACUUUCCCACGACCUCGUUCCUCUGAAAAACAAACAACUUUGAUGAUUGUUAGGAUUGGUUGGCCAGAUCCACAUGUGUGACGCUUGGAAACUGAAAAUGCCCUUCCAGCUAUGCUAGGUCUAUAAUGGGAAGUGUCACGGUUCGCUAUUUCUGUUACGGGUGCCUUUUCACAUCUGCAACCUGGACAGUCUUGCUUUUUGUUUAUUUCAACUUGAGUGAAGUGACUCAACCACUUAAACAUGUGCCCGUCAAGGGGUCUGGGCCCUAUGGACCAUUCCCCAAAAAAUUUUAUCCACGUUUUACUCGAGGUCCAAGUCGAGUAUUAGAGUCACAGUUGAAAGCAAAGAGAAUUGAGGAUGUGAUAGAUAAUCACAUUGAAGAUACAGAGAAAGGCCACCUGAAGUUCUCUUCUGAAUUGGGUAUGAUUUUUGAUGAACGUGAUCAGGAGUUGAGAGACUUGGGCUAUCAGAAACAUGCCUUCAAUAUGCUUAUUAGUAACCGCCUGGGCUACCAUAGAGAUGUUCCAGACACCAGGAAUGCCGCAUGUAAAGAAAAGUCUUACCCAGCUGACCUGCCAGUUGCUAGUGUUGUCAUUUGUUUCUACAAUGAAGCCUUUUCUGCCUUGCUCCGGACAGUGCACAGUGUUGUAGACCGCACACCAGCACACCUUCUUCAAGAGAUCAUCCUUGUGGAUGAUGACAGUGACUUCGAUGAUUUAAAAGGAGAAUUAGAUGAGUAUGUCCAAAAACACCUCCCUGGAAGAAUUAAAGUUAUAAGAAAUACAAAGCGUGAGGGAUUGAUUCGAGGGAGAAUGAUCGGAGCAGCCCAUGCGACAGGGGAAGUCCUGGUAUUUCUGGACAGCCACUGCGAAGUGAACGUGAUGUGGCUGCAGCCCUUGCUGGCCGCCAUCCGUGAGGACCCACACACUGUGGUGUGCCCAGUGAUUGACAUCAUUAGCGCUGACACACUUGCCUACAGUGCGUCUCCUGUCGUGCGGGGCGGCUUCAACUGGGGGUUGCACUUCAAAUGGGAUCUUGUCCCCCUUUCCGAGCUUGGAGGGGUGGAUGGAGCUACCACGCCAAUAAGGUCACCUACAAUGGCUGGAGGGUUGUUUGCCAUGGACAGACAGUAUUUCAGUGAGCUUGGGCAGUAUGACAGUGGCAUGGAUAUCUGGGGAGGAGAAAAUUUGGAGAUAUCAUUUCGGAUCUGGAUGUGCGGCGGGAAGCUCUUCAUUAUCCCUUGCUCUAGAGUAGGACACAUUUUCCGAAAACGGCGACCUUAUGGAUCUCCCGAAGGCCAGGACACCAUGACACACAACUCUCUGAGGCUGGCACAUGUCUGGUUGGAUGAAUACAAGGAGCAGUAUUUUUCUUUACGGCCUGAUCUGAAGACCAGAAGCUAUGGAAACAUCAGUGAACGUGUUGAGUUGAGGAAGAAGUUGGGCUGUCAGUCAUUCAAAUGGUAUUUGGAUAACAUUUACCCAGAGAUGCAGAUACCUGGGCCCAAUGCCAAGCCUCAGCAGCCCAUUUUCAUCAACAGAGGGCCCAAGCGCCCCAGAGUCCUUCGGCGUGGAAGGCUUUAUCACUUCCAGACCAACAAAUGUCUGGUGGCUCAGGGCCGCCCCAGCCAGAAGGGAGGUCUAGUGGUGCUUAAGGCCUGUGACUAUGGGGACCCAGCUCAGAUCUGGAUUUAUAAUGAAGAACAUGAAUUGGUUUUAAAUAAUCUCCUUUGUCUAGACAUGUCAGAAACUCGCUCGUCAGACCCGCCACGGCUCAUGAAGUGCCACGGGUCAGGAGGAUCCCAGCAGUGGACGUUUGGGAAAAACAACCGGCUGUACCAGGUUUCUGUUGGACAGUGCCUGAGAGUGGUGGAUCCGUGGGGUCAGAAGGGCUCUGUUGCCAUGGCAAUCUGCGACGGCUCCUCCUCCCAGCAGUGGCGUCUGGAAAGUUAAGGUGGACCCCAGCUAGGUGGUGACUCACCAGGCUUUCUUCGCCCACUACAAAGCAAGGUGCUCCGUAAAGAAUGCCCCUGAGCUGACCCCAUGACUGGGUGGAGCAGUCAUGGAUAAGUUGCCAGCAUGGGGGAGGGUGUUUCAUAGGACAGUUUUGAGCUGAUGUUACAGAUGUGUUGCUUAUAGAGGGAAAACAGAAUAAUUUUAAUCCUAUAGAGUUAGGCUUCUGCAGAGCAAAGCCUGAGCAGUGGCCAUUACUACGCCUCCUCAUUCCCGAGGGAGCAGGACUCACCACGCUUUCCCUUCCUGGGAGACUGCAUGGCCACGGUUAGUAUGUUCUCAAUAGAUAACUUCAAUGACUGGUUGAAUGCACAUUACUUUUAACGUCAGAAGGCAUCAUUUAUGAUAUUUAAGAGGCAGUUAACUAUUAUAAAUUAUUUUGAUGAUUUAGCAUACAAUCUACAUGUAAAUAAAGGAUCUGUUUGAUGAUUUAAAUAGGAUUUUUUCGGUCUGCUUUUUAUUUCCCCUUGCCGUGGGCUGGCCUCUUGCCUGGGGAGGAGGUGUUGAGGUGAACUCCUCGUGGGUUCAGGUGAUGGGCCAGGCAGCGGUGCUCCCUUAGGAGGCAGCCCCCUCCUCAUGUGAGCUGUGGGAACUUGUGCACUUAUGUCACUUUGCUGGGAAACUCCCAAGUAGUGGCUACAUGGCAGUUGGGUAUAGAAGUUGGGAUCUUAGAAGAGUUAGCUCAGUUAGAGACUUGGUAAAUAGCUGCAUAUAUUGUUCAGUGUCAGAAUAUAAGGUGAAGUCCACCCCUCCCAAAACUACAUUUCAGAAGAGAUGCAGUAUUGCAGGAGCUCACUUUGUUUUUUGGGGGAGGUGGUAUUGGGGAUUUAACUCAGGGCCUCAUGUUUGCUAAGCAAGUGUGAUACCACUUGAGCCACCAUCCUGGUUCUUUUGCCGUUAGCUUGUUUUCCAGAUAGGAUCUCACACUUUUGCCGAGGUGUCUUUGGAUCAUGAUCCACCAACUCUCCCUCCUGAGUAGCUGGGACCACAGGUAUGUGCCACCAUGCCUGGCCCAAGUGAUUUUAUCUUGAACCACAAAGCAGUUUAAGCACCAUAUUAGAUUAGAAGUGACUUGUAUCCUGUUUCAUGUUAUUUGACUUGAUGGGUCAGUCAGAUGAUCCCUCUAGUGAACAGAAGGCAGCAGUGUGGUAGAUUGAAACCCCAACAAUCUGUCACAUCAAAGGUAAUGCAAAUGAAUAUAAAUGCUUCAAAUGCAGAGAUUGUUAGAUGGUAAGAAUGCAGGACCAACUAUAGGCUACCUAUAAAAACUCACUAUAACCAUGAAGACACGUGUUAAAAAUAAAUGGGAAAACAUGUCUUUCAGUUAGAUUUUAAUGUACAUAUCUGGAAUAGUUCUGUUAAUGUGGAUAGAGUAGAGCAGAGACUAUUGCCAGGGAUGGUAACGAGUGUUUUCAUGGUGGUAAGAGGCUUAAUCAUUGGGCAGAAAUAAUCCUGACUAUAACCACUACCACAGCCUCAGAACACAUGCCACAAAAUUCAUAAAACUUGAAGCAGAUGGUCUACGUUAGGGAUUUCAAUAUGGCUCUCAAUAACCGACACAUAGAAAAAGCAAUGGGAUGCAGAUGCCUUGAACAGUCAAUGGCAGCCAACAUGACCCAGCUGACAUUUCUGGACAGUACUCAACAACAGAACACAGGUCUUUUCAAGUACACAAUGGGCUACUUACCAACAUAGACUGUCACCCAGGAUGUUAAAGAAGACUAAUAAACAUACACAAAUUCAAUCAUGCAGAUCAGAGAUGAGUAACAGAAAAAGUGCCACUUCCACUUGGAGGUCAGAGAAGAAAUCCAAAGGCUAUUUUGAAGUGGCUGCAAAUGAAAGCAUAUCAAAGCUUCUGGCCCAGGGCUCAUUUAGUACUUGGAAAUUUUUCAGCACUGAGCAUCUGUAUUAGAAAAGAACAAAGGGGUCAAUGAAUCCUACCUCCCUAAACAAAAAGAAGAGUGCAUGCAGUAGAGGCUCGAGGAGCAGAAAGAAAUGAAGUAGAAAAUAGCUGGAUAAAAGAAAAAAAAAAGCAAUUCCUGCCGUGAGACCCCUGACGUGAGGAGUGAGCAUGGCUAUCGCUGACAGCUUGCAGAUGCCAUGAGGACAUAGAGCUGGGCGGCUCUUUCUUGUUGAGAAUGGAAAGUCUUCAACACUGAAGGGUGAUGCAGUUUCUUACAAAAUCAGACAUGCUGUAUCCCUGGUAUUCACCCACAGGAGCUGAAAACUUCUGUCCACACAAAGGCCUGUAUGUGACUCUCUAGCUUUUACUGCCAGUGCUGAAAAAGAUGUGGAAAAAGUUUGACAGAAUCUAACACAAUUUAUGAUUAAAAACUGUACAAAAACUGUGGAGACUCGUCUUCAGAAAAUGGAAAGCUUUUCCAAACUCACUUAAAAGGGGAAAGCCGUUGAAGAGAACUCAUGUCACCAAGCCCCCUUCAGCAUAAGAGCUGGAAGCAGCACCCUAUUAGUCUACAAAGGAGCUCGUGACGCCUCCCUCAAGAGGUUGUAAGGACAGGGUUGCAGGUGGCCAGGUGACUCACGGAGAUUUCUGCAGCACUUGGCAUUUUACCUCUUGCUUUCUGCGUCUCCUGGUUUUUAGGUCACAACUGUGACCACACUUAAUGAUUUCCAGCCAGAUAUGACUUCUCACAACACAUAAACUUACACAGUGAAGUUCCAUUGCAUUUACUUCACCACACACCGUGCAUUACCAACCACUCACAUCAUCUUUGACCACCACUUCUUUUUGAUAAUAGUUUUAAUCUACAUUGUUAUAAAAUACAUAGCAUAGAAAAAUUUCUUAAAAGAACUGGAAAAUUCCUCAACCCAAUAAAGGCCUACAUGGAAUACUAUAGGAUGCCUGUUCUGACCUCUCACAACUUUUUCCAACCUUAUAGUGGUACAAAAGCAGAUCCAUCAGCUUUUUUGCUCUUAAUUUUCAGUACACUAUUCGAUGCAUUACUUGAGAUGCUCAAUAUGUUACUAUAAACUAGAUUUUUGUUCAGUGAUUUUUGCCCAAAGAGGCUAAAGAAGUGUUCUAUGCACGUCUGACAGGAGAGGCUAAGCUGCAGUGCUGGGUAAGCCUGGUGUAUUAGACAAGCGGGCAUCUUCAACUUAGAUUUUCAACCUGCUGGACAUACGUGUGACCCCAUCCUAGGUCGCAGAGCACCUGAAGACAUAGCAAGGGACCUCAGGACCUCAAAAGGUCAAUGUAAUAAUGUCUGCCUACAAAUUGACAACAAACAGUUUGAAAUUUAAGUCAGUAAUAGUGUGAGCACAAUUUACAGUAACAUUAAAACAUGGAUGGAGCUUAGGUCACAUGUGUAACAAAGUGUGUAUACACCAAGAUAGUAAAGUUUUGAGAGGAAAAUGUGUCUUCAUGACGUCAAGGCAGGCAAACACUUCCUGAGCAGCUCAUUCGGAGAGCUAGCCACAAAGUCUUAAAACAACUCAGCUUCCAUCAAAAUCAAGCUGCUUUAUCAAGACACUAUUGAGCAGAUGAAAAAAAGGCACCAAACUCACAAAAAUCCUAUUUUAAAGGACAAAGUACUUGAACAUCAAAGAAGUGCAUAAAUGACAUGCGAAUGUUCUCGAUGUCAUACCUACUGGAAAAAUUAAAACCAUGACCAGCUAGAGAACGCAGGCUGCAUGGGACCCAAGGAAGAGGAGACAGCCCAGGUCUCACAGGGGUCUCCUGCUGACAUCUAUGGAAACCAGAGCAAGAAGCCACAGAGCACUGGACUGUGGCUGCCAAGGACUUGGACUCUGUAGAUCACAGACAUUCCGAGGCACUUUCAGGAAUGACACUUCAGCAGGAUGCACGGCCCUCUCUUGUGGUCGGCAGGCCAAGUCCUGGUGUCCACGCCCAGGUCUGCGGAGCGCCUGCAGAACCUCGUGAUGAGAACUGCACUUAGUCGUUCACUAUUCACCCAGCUGCCUUAGGGACGUGGCACAGAGUUCUUCAGCUCUGCCAGGUGAGGGCAGCUCCUGAGGAAUGGGUGCUGGUCCACAAAACAAGGGCCAGAGAGCAUUUUAAAGAGGCAGUGGUUGGUCCUAUCAGCUGUUUGAACAGAGAUCUUAGAGCGGCACCUACUUAGAGCAGAAUUACUUCACCUGUAAUUCUGAGGGGCCAGCUUCAUCUUCAUUUCUGAGUAUGUGGCAAAAGAAUUACAGGCAACUGGUAGAGGUGACUGCUUGAUGUCUGCAUGGGGGAGAUGAGGUUUGGUUAUUGCUCCUACUUUCAUGCCCAGGACUUACUGCAAGUUGGAGCCUGGGUAGCCAUGCAAGUUGCCACCCACCACAGUUGAGCCUAUCCUGUGUCCUGUGCCUGCUGGAGCAGAUCCUGUACCUUGUGCCUUUUCCUUCCACAGGCUUCAAGCCUCCCCGAUUUCCUCUCCCAAGCCCCUACUCCCUAUGAGAAUCUGUUUAAGUGGCUGGAUCUGAUGGCUACCAUUAUUAUCUUUCUCGCCUUUUCUGGCCUUCAUAAAGCAACGAGGAGCUGGCUUUCACUCCAACAGCUAAGUGUCAAGGCCCAGCGGGAGCCAAGGCCUUUCUUCGCUUGUUCACCAGUCAGUGACCAAGCUCAGUGGCAGGAGAGAAAGAUGGCAUAGCAGAGUUCUAACAAUGCACUAGAUUGCCAGCAUUCCCACCUUUCACCUGCAGAUACUCCAGCAGGAGUUGUUUUACCAGAGUAUUUAAGAAGUUUUUUCAGAUGACUGACAGGUCCUUUAAGAAUUUCUACAAGAUAAUGCAAUUCAGGAGCUCACUGUUUCAGUGUUCCCAGGAGGGACGAGUGAAAAUCUGUCUUAGGCAACGAAGGAACCUCUGUUUUUUUACUUAUUCUUGAGACAGGGGUUCCCUAUGUGGCCAAGACUGACUUCAAACUUGCAAUCCUCCUGCCUCAGCCUCUGAGUGCUGAGAUUACAGGUUGAGCCAGCACACCUAGCUCUUAGAAGCUUGUUUACAUUAAAAACAUCAACUGUAUUUAGUCUGAUAGAAAUGUGUAUAAAUCUGGAAAGCAGCUUGAGGGGGGAGGGAAAAAAGCCAGUGCAGUGGCGCCCCUUGUAGUCCCAGCUUCUUGGGAGGCUGAGAACCAGGAGGAUUGUAUGAGCCCAGGAGUUCAUGGUCAGCCUGGGCCACAGUGAGAUCCUGACUCCAAAAGGUGUUCACCAUCUUUUGGACCAAAUUUACCAUUUGAACAAAAACAAGGUUUGAAAAGAAACAGGCCCAAGAAUAAUUUUUAAUCUGGCCUUGGUAAAUACAGUUAAAGUAACAAGUUUCUGUGUUUAGUCUACAGAAGACGGGAUGGGGGAUUUACAUGGCUAGUGGAAUGAGCUUGAACCUAUGACUCAACCCAUUUGAAAAGAGCUGAGCUGAUGUUAAGAAAUACGGUAUGUUGCAUUCUGAGACAGGAUCAGAUGAGCAGUGAGCUUCUCUGAACGCAAGAGAUCAACAACAGGACACAAGGCCAGAAUUAUACAUGUAAAAUAUUUUAUUUGUAAAUGGUGAUCUUCUAAAUCUGUGUCCACAAAUUCCAAAACCCAUAACACUCUGUAUACUUCAAAAAAUUCAAUUUUUGUCAACAUUAGAUACUAUUAUACAGAACAGAAACAACAGAAACCCGGCAGGACAAAUACUGGUAGGAUGUCAGAAUAUUGUACAAGAGAAGAAAAAUAUUCAAGAAACCAUUUCAUACAGCUAUUUAUCAAGAGAAAAAUAUAUACAAUUGAUUUAUUCUGUAAGAUAAAAAUACAUCAUGCCAUAUACAUUACAAGUUCUGAACUGUGUCACUGAGUGUACCAACAGCUUACAGCCCCUUGAAUUGUGCACAGAACUUCAUUUAUACUGAGCCCGCCAAGUGUCAGUACCAGAAUUUUAAGUACAAAAUAAAAACCUAACCUGCUUCAAAAUGCUGAGU